Acaulospora morrowiae is the source of this 771-nucleotide messenger RNA. The record is from the annotation of a GenBank genome assembly. NCBI's taxonomy places the organism in Eukaryota, Fungi, Glomeromycota, Glomeromycetes, Diversisporales, Acaulosporaceae.
AUGGAUCAAAACGGAAAUUCUCGUUCAGAAUCUUCAGUCCCACCGCCACCACCGCAACAUCCGGAGGUUGCCUCUGGUGGUAACAACCAUCCUUACUCUCGAAAGGAACGUUCUCCGUCACCUCGCUAUCGUCGUCCAUCUUAUUCUCCAAGGCGUCGAAGUCCUUCUCCCAGAGGCUAUCGCAACGGAAGAGAUGAUAGGUACAGAGAAGAUCGGUAUGUUAGAGAGGAUCGAUAUGAUCGUGGGUAUAGUAGAGGCGGUGGCGGAGGCUACAGAGAGGAUAGAGGUUACCCCUACGGUUCUGAAAGAAGAGGCCCACCAAGGAGAAGCAAGCCUGUUGAUCGCGGUUCCGACAAGGAAAGACGUGACUCCACUACCCUUUAUGUUGGCAACCUUCCUUACUCCUUCCGUGAACAAGACGUAGCCGACAUGUUCGAACGUUACGGCCGUCUACGGAAAGUAACGGUUCAAAUCGACCAUCACACUGGAAGAAACAAAGGAUUUGCUUUUGUUGAGUUUGAAGAUCGAAGAGAUGCCGAAGAUGCCUUUGACAAGUACAACGGAACCAAUGUAGAAGGUCGUCGUCUUAAGCUAGAUUGGGACAUCGGUUUGGGCAAGAAGGACCAACACCGCAGAGAUAAACAUCUCGCUAUGGAAAAUUACGGACGUUCUGCAGAACCUUACGCACGUGGUGCUUCACCCCUUGGCCUGCGUGGAUUUAGUCCAAAUUAUAGGACCGGUGGUCGAUCACCCAGUCCCUACCGUCGAUAA